Molecule: messenger RNA, 858 nt
Organism: Microsporum canis CBS 113480
Lineage: Eukaryota; Fungi; Ascomycota; Eurotiomycetes; Onygenales; Arthrodermataceae
Exons: 1
Coding region: 1-858 (285 amino acids)
Source: RefSeq, a predicted model, not a curated record
AUGGCCGCUUUCCAUCAUGGAUUCUACUUUCUCGGCUGGUUGCUUCUGCUAGCCUGCAGCUGGGCCGCGGACGCCCCAACCCCUACAUACCCGCAGAUUGUGGAAGUGGACAUGAUCUUUCCGCGCAAUGAGACCUACGCCCCUACCCAGCUCAUGCCAUUUGUCUUUGCUAUCCAGAACUUCCGCGUCGCAAAGCCGCUCUACUUGCACUUCUUUUACACCCUUGACCAAAUCCCCUACAACAAAUCAACAUCCGCAGUUGGCCAACGCUAUUUAAACUAUGCCAACUACUCUAGUAGCGACACUUAUUUUUUAUAUGACUGGACUCGCAAGAUUAACACUACCGAGGGCACAUGGGAGCUUAUCUGGACGUGGAGUGCGGAUAAUUGCUCGCAACCCAAGAAGGACCCAGAGAGCCAUUUGGGCUCACGAAUACCUUUGGAGGUUGGAAGCGUUGGCACGCGCAAUAUCCUUUACUUUACUACUAAGCACGGGGCUAAGCAGCCGGAUCUCGUUGCUGCAACGCAAGAUGGAACCUGUGGCGAAUCACGAGCCGAUACAGUGAAUAUCACGGAGGUAAUGGAUGUCCCCUGGGAUGACAGUUAUUAUAAAACUCAACCCUCGUGCGCAGUUCUUUCGACCAUCACGCCAACUCCGAAUCCCUGUAGGGCCAAGAUAGACUCUGUGAUAGCAUCGAGCAUCUCGUCCGCCAUUCAAUCCACUGCAUGUAUCGCAUCCUGGAAUCCAAUCGGGAGCUGCCCGCCUGAGUCGACUUCGACACGACGUGCAGUGCAGUUUUCGGCUGGAGGGACAGCAUUGUUGGCAGCUACUCUCGCUUGGCUCAUCCACAUGACAUGA